UCUCCACUUUAUCUGGGGACAAUUUUAAGAACUGGAAGGAAUCAAUUUUGAUUCAUUUGGGCUGUAUGGAUCUAGACUUGGCAUUAAGGAUAGAUCAACCUGCUUCUCUUACGGAGAACAGCACUACUGAGGAAAAAUUGUGCUUUGAGAAGUGGGAAAGGUCUAAUCGCCUAAGUCUUAUGAUCAUAAAGAAAAGCAUUCCAGAAAUCUUUCGAGGAACGAUAUCUGAUGAUAUCACUCUGGCUAAAGAGUUCCUUGUCGAGAUUGAAAAGCACUUUAACAAAAGCGAUAAGGCGGAAAUGAGUACUCUUUUAAAGAGUCUUAUUACCAUGAGUUAUCUCGGCAAAGGCAACAUAAGGGAGUACACCCUUAAGAUGUCCAAUAUUUCUUCUAAGUUGAGGGCACUAAAGUUAGACCUUUCGGAGGACAUGCUUGUCCUAUUGGUCCUGCUCUCUCUUCCUCUUCAAUAUGAUCAAUUUAAGGUCAGUUACAACUGCGAAAAGGAGAAGUGGACUCUUAAUGAGCUCAUUUCUCACUGUGUUGAGGAAGAAGAAAGAAUGAAGCAUAAUAGGGCUGAGGAGGUACAUAUGGUUGGUACCUCGAAAGAUGCUGAUGGCUUUAAAAGAAAAUUUAAGGCCGUUAAGGUUGAGACUGCUAAGGGUCCAGCUCCAAAGGGUAAACCGGAGAAGAUUUCAUGCUUCUUUUGCAAGAAAUCUGGACAUCUAAAGAAAGAUUGUGCUAAGUACUCCGCCUGGUGCGUGAAGAAAGGUACAUUCUUUAAUUUGGUUUGUUCUAAAGUUAAUUUAGCUUCAGUACCUCGAAACACUUGGUGGUUAGACUCCGGUUCAACUAUUAACAUCGGUGUUUCAAUGCAGGGUUGCCUAAGCCACCGAAAACCAACUGAUGCUGAAAGACGCAUUUGUUUUGGAAAUGGUGAAUCGGUGGAUGUGGAAGUUGUGGGCAUAUUUAAAUUAUUAUUAAGUACUGGACAUUUUGUGGAAUUAAAAGACACUUUUGUUAUACCGUCUUUUAGACGGAAUUUGGUUUCUGUUUCUUAUUUGGACAAAUCCGGUUAUUAUUGUUCAUUUAGAAAUAAUAAAGUUGUGUUGUCUUUUGAUUCUAAUGUGGUUGGUUUUGGUACUUAUAUGGAAAAUGAUAAUUUAUAUAUGUUCAACACUAUAACUUCCCAUAACGAAACCCUGAAUGUGGAAACAAGAGGUACUAAGCGAAAAUUAAAUGAAUCAAGUAUGCUAUGGCAUAAACGUUUGGGACAUAUUUCGAGAAAUAGAGUUGAAAGACUCGUUAAGGAUGGAAUUCUUGAUUCUAUUAAUUUCUCGGAUUUUGAUGUUUGU
Molecule: messenger RNA, 1352 nt
Organism: Striga hermonthica
Lineage: Eukaryota; Viridiplantae; Streptophyta; Magnoliopsida; Lamiales; Orobanchaceae
Source: the annotation of a GenBank genome assembly